Lates calcarifer (barramundi perch) is the source of this 1578-nucleotide messenger RNA. RefSeq names its product ankyrin repeat and BTB/POZ domain-containing protein BTBD11-B. The record is from RefSeq and is a predicted model, not a curated record. Bases 178 to 1578 code for a protein of 466 amino acids. The transcript has 11 exons. Lineage: Eukaryota; Metazoa; Chordata; Actinopteri; Centropomidae. Gene Ontology annotation, molecular function: protein binding.
GAAGGUCUGACUCUUCACAGGGACCAGCAGCAGCAGCAGCAGCAGCAACAGCAGCGAGCGGGAAAGAGUGGAGAGGGAAACGCCUACAGUCAGUCUGAGCUGCGCUCCAUUGAACAGUGCUUAUUGGCAACAAGAGUGGGCAGCAUCUCUGAACUCAGUGACCUAGUGUCUCGAGCCAUGCACCACCUACAGCCCAUGUAUAUGAAGAAUCACAACAAUGGGACACCGAUCCACCAGAAGAGCAGCGUGAUUCAGUGGGCCCCCGAAGCGAUCUACACUCUGUGUUAUUUCAUGCACUGCCCUCAGGUGGAGUGGGAGAACCCCAAUGUGGAGCCCUCCAAGGUUACCUUACAAACAGAAAGGCCGUUUAUGGUGCUGCCACCACUGAUGGAGUGGGUGCGUGUGGCUGUGGUUCACACAGAACACAGACGCAGCUUCUCCGUGGACAGCGAUGAUGUUCGGCAGGCUGCCAGACUGCUGCUGCCCGGAGUGGACUGCGAGCCCCGCCAGCUCCGAACGGAUGACUGCUUCUGUGCCUCGAGGAAACUGGAUGCUGCCUCUACUGAGGCAAAGUUCCUGCAGGACCUGGGCUUCCGUAUGCUCAGCUGCGGACGCACAGACUUGGUGAAGCAGGCUGUCAACCUGCUAGGGCCGGAUGGUAUCAACAGCAUGAGUGAGCAGGGGAUGACCCCGCUGAUGUAUGCUUGUGUCCGUGGAGACGAGGCCAUGGUGCAGAUGCUGCUGGAUGCAGGAGCUGAUAUUAACAGCGAGGUGCCAAACUCAGUGCACAAGCACCCCUCAGUCUUUCCCGAAACGCGGCAGGCGACGCCCCUCACUUUCGCUGUGUUACACGGACAUGUGCCUGUGGUGCAGCUGCUGCUGGAUGCCAAAGCCAACGUGGAGGGGUCCCUGCAGGACGGGAUGGAGAACUACACAGAGACCCCACUGCAGCUGGCGGCUGCUGCAGGUAACUUUGAGCUGGUGAGUUUGCUGCUGGAGCGGGGGGCCGACCCCAUGGUGGGAACCAUGUACCGUAACGGCAUCUCCACGGCACCACAGGGAGACAUGAACUCCUACAGCCUGGCAGCAGCUCACGGACACAGAAAUGUGUUUCGUAAGCUGUUGUCGCACACAGAGACAGGCAAAGGGGAUGUCUUGUCCCUGGAGGAGAUUCUGGCAGAGGGUUCGGAGCUGGAAGGUAGAAGUCCGUCUCAGAUUGACAUGAUCCGAACAGGGAAGGCCAAACUCAAAGCCCUGAAAGAAGCCAUGUACCACAGCGCAGAGCACGGGCACGUAGACAUCACCAUAGAUAUACGGAGCCUGGGGGUCCCGUGGACUUUGCACACCUGGCUGGAGUCUCUGCGGACGUGUUUCCAUCAGCACCGCCGACCUCUGAUCCAGGGUCUCCUGAAAGAGUUCAGCUGCAUCGAGGAGGAAGAGUACACUGAGGAGCUCAUCACACAUGGCCUGCCUCUUAUGUUCCAGAUCCUCAGAGCCAGCAAGAAUGAAGUGAUCAGCCAGCAGCCUGUCUGCCAUCUUCACCCAGUGUUUAUGGCCCUUACCCCAUUCCCAAACUGA